AUGCCUGGAGAGGUUCAUGUCCUCAGCAGGAGGGACAGGCAAUCUUGUGUUCUUAGCCUCAGCCAGGACGGGCUGGAAGUACUUCUGUGGGUGCCUGAGGCAAAGCACUUCUGCCCCAAUGUGCCAAUCAUCCUGGUGGCCAACAAGAAAGACCUGCGCAGCGAUGAGCAUGUCCGCACGGAGCUGGCCCGAAUGAAGCAGGAGCCAGUGCGCACGGAUGACGGCCGCGCCAUGGCGGUGCGCAUCCAAGCCUAUGACUACCUCGAGUGCUCGGCCAAGACCAAGGAGGGUGUGCGCGAGGUCUUCGAGACGGCCACAGGCACAGUGCUGCAGAAGCGCUAUGGCACUGUUGGGGACUUGGAGACAGACAGCUCCCUGCCGCUCACUGGCCACCCAGUCUAG
Molecule: messenger RNA, 402 nt
Organism: Peromyscus maniculatus bairdii (prairie deer mouse)
Lineage: Eukaryota; Metazoa; Chordata; Mammalia; Rodentia; Cricetidae
Product: rho-related GTP-binding protein RhoB-like
Biological process (GO): small GTPase-mediated signal transduction
Molecular function (GO): GTPase activity; GTP binding
Source: RefSeq, a predicted model, not a curated record